Molecule: messenger RNA, 864 nt
Organism: Lindgomyces ingoldianus
Lineage: Eukaryota; Fungi; Ascomycota; Dothideomycetes; Pleosporales; Lindgomycetaceae
Exons: 4
Coding region: 1-864 (287 amino acids)
Source: RefSeq, a predicted model, not a curated record
AUGUCCGUCAGAGAGAUGAGACAAAUAUUUCAAUACUUCCGGGCCGAACGUAACAAUUCUCCACCUCAGGAUGUUGAACCGGGCAAAGCAACCCCAAAAAAGGACGGCAAGCAAGCCGUAAAUCGAUCGGUUGAGCCGCUCGAACAUAUCAAGUCAAUUGGUGGACACGACGUAGGAAAACUAGCUAUUCUAAGUUUCCGUGCGUUACAACUUUACCGGAUCGCCGCGCUGCAGGCUCAGCUACUAGAGCAACAGAGGAGCGUGAUGCAAAAAGGGGAAAAGUUCCCUGAAAUUGAGGGGGGAAAGAUCGAUGUGUUAUUACAGAAGUAUGCGGAUGCGAUCCGGAACUAUGAAACGUUAUCCCAAGAUAUAGUCCUCGACAACGAGAAUGUCAACUACGACUUCCUUGGUAGAGAUGGGCGAUUCAAAGUAGUACGCCGGGAAGGGUCCAGAUGGGAAAUUUGGCGGAACCCCAAUGCUACCGUCAGCGAUGAGGGCGGUCAGCUUAAGGAGAUCGGUCGCCUGGGAUGUCGCGCGCUCGAUAGGAAAAGACGGGUGGAGCAAGAGCGUCGGAAGGCAUAUACUUCACGAUUGGUCAUGGCACUGUUUGGAGGCGUGGCGAUCAUUACGCCAAUGCUAAUAAUGGCUUUACACCCAGGGCUUGUAGUGGAUUUGGUUACGGCGUCAGUGGCGACAGUGCUUUUUGCCAUUAUCGUUGCGGUUCAGGCUAGAGAUGCUAGCGGAAAGGAUGUGCUUGCAUCGACAGCAGCUUACGCGGCUGUUUUGGUCGUGUUUGUGGGGGCGAGCCUAGCUCCUAUAAGCACAGCCACCAGGCCGACAAAACUUCUAAAACUUCUAAGCUAA